Emiliania huxleyi CCMP1516 is the source of this 975-nucleotide messenger RNA. RefSeq lists its product as hypothetical. NCBI's taxonomy places the organism in Eukaryota, Haptophyta, Isochrysidales, Noelaerhabdaceae. The record is from RefSeq and is a predicted model, not a curated record. Bases 1 to 975 code for a protein of 324 amino acids. Gene Ontology annotation, molecular function: nucleic acid binding; zinc ion binding. The transcript is spliced from 2 exons.
AUGGUUCUGGCGGAGGUUUCGCCGUCCGGGGACGGCGGGGUGGCCGCGGGGGCUGAGACGGAGGUCGCGCGCAUCUUCGAGAUCCUCGAGGAAAAGCGGGGCGGGAAGUCCCUUGUCACAGCAUUUGGAGACGAACAGCUGGCUGUUGUCGCCGAGGCUAUGGUUGGUGACGGGACGAGCGCCGCGGAUUUGCGGGAGAACAUGCUCGGCGACGCGAGCAUGGUCGACGUCUUCUCGCCGGACUUUGCGAGAGCCAUAGGCAGGGACACGCUGCCGCCCAGUCGGCAGGCAGUCCUCCGGGCGUGGUGGCUUGGGGCCGCCCAGGCUGGAGGCACCCUGCAGGUGGCCCGAUCGGCGAGCGCCCCGGCGGGGCGCGUCGCGUCGGCUCCUGCGGCAGAGGAGGAGUCCGCCCUGACCGAGGCACAGGUCGCCGAGCUGGCCAAGCAGAAUCUCACCUCGGCAGGCGCGCUCGCACUUAGCGUCUCCCUCCACACUGGGUACGUAGUCACAGCCAGUGACCUGGCGAGCGGGGGACCGGCCUUCGAGGGCGCAGUCUACUCCCGGAACCCGUCGACAGUCAAGUGCGUGCGGCAGACCAAAGACGACCCGGGCAGCCUCCACCAUGCCCUCAAGUCUGGCGAGCGGAGCCAGUUCUUCACCUACAUCCAGCGGUUUUUCCGCAAGUACCCGGGGCGCGGCCUGCCGGAGCUGCCGCUCGACCGCAUCCUUCGCGACGACGUCUACCGCGAACAUGAGAAGGGAGUCGAGUCGUUCAAGAAGGACCUGGCCGAGCUCGCCAAGCGCGUCACCAAGGCGGAGGCGGCUUCGGCGGAGGCCCAGCGGGCGGCCGAGGAGGCGAAGCGGUCGGGCAAGUCCAAGAACAAGACCUGCUUCCACUGCGGCGAGGAGGGGCACCUCAAACCUGAUUGCCCCGCCCUUCUCGCUGGGGAGCCGAAGGUCAAGAAGGGCAACUGA